This is a messenger RNA of Durotheca rogersii, 1327 nucleotides long. Its product is annotated as IroE protein. Bases 152 to 1138 code for a protein of 328 amino acids. NCBI's taxonomy places the organism in Eukaryota, Fungi, Ascomycota, Sordariomycetes, Xylariales, Xylariaceae. Gene Ontology annotation, molecular function: hydrolase activity, acting on ester bonds. The record is from RefSeq and is a predicted model, not a curated record. The transcript is spliced from 2 exons.
GCCCGCCAUCCUGCCGUAUCUCGUGCUGGCCGGAGCCCGCCUAUCCUGUCGUCGUCUGUCCUGGCAUUUCAGAAAUACGGGGUUCUUUGUCGGCAGCUCUCCGUCGAGCCUCCUCUUUACCCACCCGCCUCUCGCAGCACUGCGUAGAAAAAUGUUGAACAAAGCCAACCGCACUCAGAUCCCGUCCGCCGAGGAGUGGACCGUCAAGAAUGAACGGGGCCGGGAAUAUGUCAUCCAGAUCGGCUUCCCUCGUGACUGGGCCACCUACGAACCCGUCGCUGGUGACUCGCUCGUUCCCGUCCUCUACCUGACCGACGGGAACUCUGCCUUCCUCACCGCCCUCGACGCCCUGCACAGGCGUCUCUGUAAGCGCGACCCCAGUUUCACCUCCGGCAUCAUCGUUGGGAUCGGCUACCCGCUCCCGGCCGACUCGCAGCCCGUCUUCGACCGCGAGCGCAGGCAAUGGGACCUGACGCCGCCGGCCUCCCCGGGCUCCUCCUCCCCCGAGGGCGGCGGCGGCGCGGACGAGUUCCUUGACUUCGUGUGCGACCGCGUCAGGCCCUUCGUCCGGCAGCGGCUGGCGGCGACCACGCGCGGCGCUGAUGUGAGCGUGGGGAGGGAGGCGCUGUACGGGCACUCGUUCGGCGGGCUCUUCUGUCUGCACGCGCUGUUCACGCGGCCGCAGGCCUUCGCCUGCUUCGUCGCGAGCAGCCCGAGCAUUUGGUGGGACGGCGAGCGGGUGCUCGCCGAGGAGGCCGCGUUCCUCCGCAGGCAGGGGGAGGGGGAGGAGGGACAGGGUCUCGAGGAAAGCGGAGAGGGAAACGCAGACGCAGACGCGGACUUGGAGGGGAGGAAUAGGCGAAAACCGUCACUCAUGUUGUUCGUGGGCGGGGAGGAGGAGGACCCGCCCCGGCGCCGGGGAGAGUCGGAAGAGGCGUACAGGAAACGACAGGCGCGCCACGAGACACAGCGCAUGGUCACCAAUGUCGAAACCAUGCAUCGCCGGUUGCGCGCGAGCGGCCGCUUCGAGCAUCUCUCGUGCCGAGUCUACGAGGGCGAGGACCACGGCAGCGUGAUCGCGUGCUCCCUCAGUCGCGGACUGACGACGUUUUUCGAGAACUGGCCGUUGGAAGUCUGAGAACUCGGAGCUUCAAGGAUGCCCACCACUUUUGCUACCUCGCUGGGACAAUCUUUCUAGGACAGACGAGUAUGGAGAUAUCGGGUUGCGUAAUGGCUACCUGGGCCCACCAUUUCACCCCCUGUAUAGUUUUCUUGGUCUGUAGUAUUGGUGUUAGCUCUACGGUGCUAGACUAGUUGUAGGGAGCGU